UUAGAGCGCAGACGCACAGAGCGCGGAAUCUUAAAAAUAUCAACAUGGCGGGUGUUUACCUACCACGCUACGAGUAAGAAAUAGCCUAGUUAUCGACGAUUGCACUUUAUUAAGUGAAGUUGUACAUUGAGAUGAGGCCAAGAGUACCAUGGAUGCCGUCAGUAAGCACAAGUUUUCAAAGAAGACUUGUUGUUCCGGGCAAAUUCCUCUAACUUUAAUAAAGACUACACCUUGCUCGCAAACUGCUAAACCAUCACUUUAUCAGAGCUCGUUCUUUGGAAUAUAUAAAGAGCGAUGCCAGGAUGGCAUUGGUUUCAUCAGUCAUGACUGGUUCUCCACAAAGGCCCACAUAAAAUCUGAAGAUGUUAACCAGCAGGAUGUGGACAUUGGUUCCAUGUCUUGUCUGGCAAAAGAUGCGACAGACUUUUUUGGAGAAAAUCAUGUGUUAAAGGAUGACUUUACUUUCAAAACACCAAAUAGAAGACUUUUGGGAAAAUCAAAACAGUUAUAUUCAACUCCUGUUCUUUCCUUAUCAUCAAGCACUGUUACUACACCCUCGUUAUUUAGUCCAGAUGAGCAAUCGGCUUCUAAGCGCAAUUUUUGGAACACUACGAGUGACUCAGCAAACAUCAGGCUUACUGGUACAGCUUUUAGCCCAAGCUCACCUGGUAGUUCAGCAUUCACACCAAAUCAGGCAUCUACGUCAGUCUUCAAGUCUCCUUCCCCAUAUGUCCCUUCCCGCUCUACAUCAGCUUUGACGUCCCCCUCACCAUUUGCCCCUUCGCAGUCUUUCAGUAGUGGUGGUGCAUCUUUUACAAACUUUACAUUUGAUGAUGAUAGCUCAACAAUUGAGAAGCAACGUCUUAUAAAGAACAAACCGGGAGGAGGAGCUUCGCAUCUAGAUAUAUCCAUUGGCUUGUGCCAGAAGGCUUCUUCUCUUGGAAUGGAUCAUGAUGCCAAUCUGUCAUGGACAAGUUCCCUUGCAACUCCACCUAUCAACUCAUCUGGAAUUUCUUGUAAAAGUAGUGAAAAGCCAAAUAACAUGAGAGAAUCACCAGUAAAGCAUCAGUCUGGGGUAAUUGCAAGAGCACUGUUCACUGACAAUAAUGUACCAAAAGAUACCUGGAUAGUGGAUAGUCAGAACACUACUGACCUGUUUGAUCUUGAAAAGACAUCAUCAGAUGAAGAUGAAAAAGAAAUGACUGUUGAAAUUGAAACAUUAGAAGCUACGCUUAAACAGCAUGACCAAACUUUAAUAAAUGAAAACCAGAGUGAAACAAAUUCUAAGGAAAGUCAGAGCAAUUGUGAGGGAUUCAACCAUGACAUAAUCAGUUCUAAAAAAUCUGAUGAAACAGGUUUGGACAUUCAGCAACUGGAGUCUGAAGAAACAAUUAUUAGUAAUGACCACAGGCCAGUAGCAGAGGAUGAAACAAGUACAUUGGGAUGUCACUCUAUAUUUGAGUUUUCAAAAUGCAGCAGUAGAGAAAAGGAAACCGAGAAACUUGAUGGCAAAGAUACUUCAACAUCGAAGUUGCCAGACUACCAAACUUUGCAAAUUGACUCCGAUUUUGCAAAACAUGAUCACCUUGAAUCUUCAGUUAGAUUAGAAGUCUUUCCAGGGAAGCAAGCUCCAGAAAAUAAAGUGGCACUACCUUCAACAGCCUCACAAGACAAACUGCAGUGCAAGUUUUCUCCUGAUGGCAACUCUAACAUUGCAGACACUCUUGCAUUCCUUCUUGAUACACCACCAGAAAGACAACAGAAACUUUCCAAGAAGAAACCACCACAGAAAGGUUCAUUUUAUAAGUGGAAGAGAAAGCGAAAAAGGAAGGCAUCCAUAAAGGGUAAUAAAGGAAAACAUGUGGAGGCCGGUGAUCUUACAGAUACUCCAGGCAGUGGAUAUACACAGGAUAGUCUGACGGAAGAGAAAGGAAAUGAUGGAAUACAAAGUGAAAACCAUAAUACAAUUCAUCAAGUUCAGUCAAGUACAAAUAACUUGAAUAAAUCUCAUCAGACUUUGUGUACUUCAAACAUGCCAAAAAUAGAAUACCCUAUACAAGACAACAAAAAAGCUGAGCCUAUCCUUGACUCCACUUGUGUUAAGCUUGGUUCUCCAGUUUCUUCCAACUCUGAUGGUGCUAUGAUUUUUAGUCCAAAAGGUGUAGAUCCCUUUUCGCAGAUUUCGCCAACAUUUGCUGAUGCCUUGUGUAGGGCUACAGAUGCAGUGUCUACCAACGUAGGUGGAGGUGUUAAAUAUGACUGUAGUGGAAAUUUUACGCUAGCCAAAUCUGAAAUUCGUCAAAAUAAAGAUUUUAUUUUAAAUAGAGAUAACUGUAAUGCUGAAGAAGAUAUGUGCAAUAUGUUAGUCAGUGGUGCUACUGUAGAAAACUUAAGAUAUAAGAAAGAGUCGAACACAAAGUCAGUUAUUGAAGCUUGUGUUAAUAGAAAAUCUGGUGCUAAAGAUCUGAAGAAGGUUGAUCCUGAAUCCAUAUCAACAAGGAGGGCAUCAAAGUCAUCGUUUAUGUAUCCACCGGAAAUGCAGAAGUUAUUACCAAAUCUGUCAAGAACUAGAAAGCUAUUUGAUACAUUUUUUAAAUGUCCUACUAGACCUUCUUUUACUUACUCUGCUGAAGAGAGCGAAUUAAAGAAACAAUCCCCUAAACGAUGUCAGUGGAUGAAAAAUGCUACAAUUGUUAAAGAAGACAGCGAUGAGGAAGAUAAGAACGUUGAGACAACUAAGGCAGAGGGAGAGAAAAUCAAUGCAGUGUCGCUGCCAAUAUUUCAAGAGCAACCAAAACUUCCUGUGAAAAAAGAGUUUGUGACUUUUACAUCUUUCUUUGAUGAUGAAGUAGAAGAUAAAUCAAGAAAUACCAUCUCUAAUUCUUUAGUUGAACAUAAGACAACGCCAGUUAGUAGAAAAAAGAACCAUCUACCAGUACAAAGGAAAUAUAGAAAGUAUCAACCACAUUCCAAGAAACUUAGAACAGAUGAAAUACCAGAAAGAAUUGCCAACAUGAAGGACAAUCCUGAUAUGAUACCAGAUAAAAAGCUGCCUUUGAUAUCCAGAGGCAGUGAUCAUUCCAUUGAGAGAAAUGACAUAAUUAAAGACAUUCCAAUGAUAUGUAAUGUUGAUUGCACUCACAUUUCAGAUGAGAAACCACAAAUAGCUAAGUAUAGUAUGUCAGCAUCUGGUACAAGAAUCAAUAUUUCUUGUGAUGGAACCUUGAAAACCAGCAACCUCUCAACAGAUAAUGUAGACACCCAAAGCAGAGCUGACAUGGAUGGUCUGCAGCACAUCACUGUUAAUGUUGUGGAAAAACCAUUAGAAUGUUUAAAGAAUGUCCAUUCAGAUGUAAUGCUAGAGAAACCAGAGGAACCAGAAGACAAUUUAAUUAAUUUUCCCCCUGCAAAUGAGAAGGAUGUGCAAUCAGACUUCGAAUCAGUGAUAAAAAAAAAUUGUGAAGCAGUUCAAAAUUUGGAAAAUGCCACAAUAGAUGCUUCUGUUAUGGAUUCAAGUGAAGAAAAAGGUGUCACUAAAGCCACAGAGAGCUGUUCUGAAUUAAACAAUAUGAAUUUAGAGGUUACCAGAGAAGAUCUGUCUUAUUUGUCCCAUUUUGGACAACAAAAACAGAAUUCCUCAAACUUAGAAGACCUCAGUAUUGGGUCUGAACUGAAGUCUCUUUCUGAACCUGAUGGAUAUAUAUCUUCCAGGGGAAAAGAAGUCAUUAUUUCCAAUUCUUCAUUGGGGAAAACUAAUUCCUUAAUUGCAUCUACGGAUCCUGACAUGAUAUGUACUAAAGAAAGCCUAUUUCAACAUCAACCACUUGUCAAGAAUAGUAGCACAAAAAUUGAUGGAUUAGGAGGAUUUUCUUGUGCUGGUGGCAAGCAGAUUAUUGUUUCAGAAAAGUCUUGGAAGCAUGCUCAGUCUGUAGUGUCCGAAGUCAAUGCAGAUUUUGAGAAGGAUACAAAAGAGCAAAUUGAUUUACCAUCAUUAAAUCUGGAAGCACAAGCCAACAAUAAACAGCUUCCAGCAGAACCAAUGAAGUUUAAACCAUCAACAAAGAUUGAAGAUAGUAAUGAAGUCACCAAUUGUAAUAAGUAUGCUCUACUUUUGUCUAAUGCCAGUGCUGAAAAAUUUAAAAUCAAAAGGUUGAAUACUAGUUGUCAUCCAGUUGUGUUCAAGAAAGAUUCCAUAUUGGCGGUUUCUGAAAAAGAAAACAAUUCGGAGACGACUACCAGUAAAGAAGCUGUAGGUCACACUCUGAAAUCAGAUGAUUAUUUAGAAAACUUUGAUGAUGAUUUUGUUUCUGAUACACAAGCUGAAAAGGAAAUUGCAGCUGCUGAUGAGGCUGAAAUGGUGUAUGCAUUCAUGCAAGAGGAAGUGGAGGACAACCUAUUGGAAGAAGUCAAUACAAGAGAAAAGCAUGACAUCAGUAGUGUCUGCAUUAAAGAAGUAACAGACCACCAUAAAUAUAAGCAUGAUGGUAUGUUUGAAGAAUGUAGAGUACCAAAAGUAAACUACACAUCGAAAAGCACGGUUGCUACUAAGAUAAAUGAAGAUGCCAAUGGUAAAGGCUGUGCAAAUCCUGCGAUGGCUAGUUUAUCCGAUGUACCUCAAGGACACCAGGCUUCAGAUGGAUUUUCUUUUCCAGAUCAUCAUAUGGAAAAAGAAAUUCACGUUUUAAGUCUAACAAAUGACAGUGAGGUUCCAGCAGGAGGAAUCAAAGCUGAAGAAAAUUUAAAAUGCAACAACGCUGAAGAGAAUAUCUGCAAAAAUGUUAAUGUAUUUGCCUCUGCACAUCUGUGUGACCAGACAUUAGGGAAUUCUCAAAAUUUACUACUAGCAUCUGUACAAAAUGUUGAAAAUGGAAGGUUGGAGGAGGAAAGUGCUAUGCAAGAAAGCACUGAUGAAAUGACUACAGGACCAAUUCAGUCCUCACUCAAUAGCAAGCAGGUAAUGAAUUUUGGAUUUCAGACAGCAGGAGGAGUCAAGGUAGCUAUAUCAGAGAAGGCACUAAGACAUGUUAGAGGAUUGGUGAAUCAAGAUGGCUUUGAAGAAGAUCCUCAUCUGCUAGAUCACGUAGUACCUGAAACUUCAGAAUCAUGUACAAUUACUAAUUUAAAUAUCACAUUAGGAAAAGGAAGAAAUAUGAUUGAAGAUCAUGCAAAUGGAGCUGAUGAAUUCCCAAAACUAGUUCCUGCCACAGAUGACCCAUUUCAAGAAAAUUCUAAAAGACCUUCAUCUCUGAUUCGAAGCAGUUGCUCUCAGGCAUUUAACACAGUUAGUGGUAAGAGCAUUUCCAUCUCAGAGAGUGCACUACAAAAGGUAACAGUGGGGAACACUGAAUUUCCAAAUCAAACUUCAGCCAUAUCUGUUCUCUCUAGUGCUGUCGAUUGCCAAGGACCAAUACCAGCAGAGGCAACUUCUUCUCGUAAGUCAAAUAAAGAAAAAUAUUUUGUUGGCUUUAUGACUGGAAAUGGGAGGAAAGUGAACAUUUCUGAAGAGGCUUUAAAAAAAGUAAAACAGGAUUUUGUUAAUGAAGAUGUUGUAAGUGAUAUGCUUUUUACUGAAAAGAGAAUAAAUGCUAGUGCAUCAAAACCAGACAGUUCCAGCUUAACAAAGAGCCAUGUUUUAAGAUUCAAGGAGACUAUUUCAUCUAGAAAACCGCAUACAGUAAACCAAUUUGUUGGUUUUUUAAGUGGAAAGGGUCAAACAAUAAAUGUUUCACAAAGUGCUUUGGAAAAAGUGAAACUGAUGUUGGAUAAUGAGGAAGUUUCAAGUAAUUUACAUAGUGUGGAAAGAAAUACUGAGAACAGCACAUCUCAAGCAGACACCAGCAUGACUAGUAGUUGUGUAUCGCCACCUAAAGAGGCAUAUUUUGCCAGGUCAAAUAUUGAGAAGCCAUUUGUUGGAUUUAUGACUGGGAAAGGCGAAAAAUUAAAGAUAUCUGAAGAUGUUUUAAGCAAAGUUAAGCAGAAUUUUGCUGAUUUUGAAAAAGCCUCAGGUGAUAUGCUUUUAACAAAUACAACAUUACACUCCAGUGAAUCCAAUGUGUCAUGUCACAGUAAAGCCUCACCUUCUAGGACAUUUGUUGGUUUUCGAACAGGAAAUGGAAUAAAAGUAAACAUUUCUGAAGAUUCUUUCAGAAAAGUGAAACAAACAUUUGAUAAUGAAAAUUUAGCAAGUGAUGAGCUGCUUACAGAAAGCAAAUUAGAGUGCAUUAAGUCAAAACCAGACUCUUGUUUAACCAACAUCCAUGUAUCAAAAGUGGGAGAAGCCUCAUCUACCAGAACAGAAACAGUGGAGCCAUGUGUUGGUUUUAUGACUGGAAACGGAGACGAAGUGAAUGUAUCUGAAGAUGCCUUGCGACUAGUGAAACAGGCAUAUGAUAAUGAUGAUGUUGCAAGUGACAUGCUUUUCUCUAAAUGGACAAUAGAGUCCAAGAAAUCUAAAUUAAGCACCAGAUCAACCAGAAGUUGUGUGUCUAAACAAAGGGAGGCCUCCGAUUCAAAAAUUGAUAAGCCAUUCGUUGGCUUUAUGACUGGAAAAGGUGAAAAGGUAAAGGUGUCUGAUGUUUCUUUGAAGAAAGUGAAGCUGGAUUUUGAUGAUGAGAUUAACCCAGUUGUGAAAAAGCCGUUCAUAGGUUUCUUAACAGGCAAAGGGGAAAAAGUACAUGUUUCUGAUGAUGCGAUUAAAAAAGUAAAAUUUGUUUUUGAAGAAGAGAUCAGUAGUGGUGUGUCUUUCAAGGACCAAUAUGCUGGGUUCCAAUCUGGAAGUGGUACAACUGUGUCUGUUUCUGCUAAGUCAUUGAAUAAGACUAAACAACUCCUGGAUGCUAAAAUGGAUAAUGCACUGAGCGAUUCAGAAAGAAAUGCCAGUUGCAUUGGAUUUCUGACUGGCAGAGGGAAAAAGGUCAGCAUCUCUGACAAUGCCAUCAUGAUGGGAAAGAAACUCCUCAAUGAGGCAACAGAAAAGUUUCCAAUGAAUAAGCAUCUUCCCUCAGGAUCUGUGCUAGGCUUUAAAACUGCUCGAGGAUCAAAGGUUGAUAUUUCUGAUGAUGCCAUCAAACAUGCAAGAGGUGUUCUACAGGACCAGAUGGCAAGAAAAAACUUUCAAGAUCCAGAAGUUCCUUUGAUGUCAGAAAUCAACUUGCAGCAGGAAUUGCAGAAAAUGUCAAAAAGCAAAGAGAGAUCUCAAUCCAGGAGGUUCCCAUCUCACAAGAACAAGACAGAAUAUUCUAAAGGAAUGGGUGUCAGAAAAUCACUGAAACAAUCUUUGUCUACUUCAGCAGCACUGGAUUUUGAAUCUCCAACUGGAAGAAUCGCACUUGCAGAGGAACAAGCAACAGCACCUUUUAAGCCUUCACCUGAAACUAUUUUUCAGGAUAGGAGUUCAUUCUUACCAGGCAAUUCGAGUCACGUCAAACCUCUUGUGUCUCAGCCAAACAACACUCGUUAUGGAAGGAGAGAAGGCACGUUCAGGUCAGAGAAGGUAACCCCAUGUCACGUGGAUUCUUCUGGAGAGUCUUCUUUUAUCACACCUUUCAAGGAAGGUAAAAUUUCAAGACAGACAUUGUCAGGACCUCAGCCUAGCAGGUUAUUUGACAAACCAAGAUCAUGUAAAGUCAGAGGUCAUUCAGGAGCACCCUUUGCAAAGAAGCUAAAGCUGAACUUGUUCUCAGACGAUCGGGUAGAUGAUCAUCAAGGAAUAACUGAGCUGCCAGAGAGGUCAUGUGAUAUUGAUGGAGAUUUUGGAAGAUUGAUGAGGGAUGAUCAGCUCAAGCGAAUCCAAGCUAAGAAGAGUUAUACAGUGAAGCCUCAGAGAGGAAAUCUUCGGCAGAAACGGCAGUCAUUGGAAAGAAUCAAGCUCAGUGAUCUAGUGGAUGGAGAGCUCCCACGGAGAUACGACGAAGAAGAGAUGUUUUCUUCUGGUGUACUGCGAUCUACAGUGGGUGUUACCGCAGCCUCUGCAGAGGAGUUCCAGUUCAUUGGAUUGGACCACUUUUCGGAGGGGGUUCUCUCAUCAGGAGGAAUUCAACUUGCAGAUGGUGGUACCCUUAUCUUUGAUGGUGCAGGUAGAGCAGGAAAGAAGGAAUUUUAUAAUGCUUUAAUGGACACUCCUGGAGUCGACCCCAGGUUCGUGACCCCGGAAUGGGUGUACAAUCACUAUCGCUGGAUUGUCUGGAAGUUAGCCUCCAUGGAACGUUCCUACCCAAUGCAGUUUGGUGGAAGGUCCCUUACUCCAGAAUCAACCUUACUCCAGCUCAAGUACCGGUAUGAUCGUGAGGUCGACGAAAGUCAGCGAUCGUCUAUCAAGAGGAUAACUGAAAGAGAUGAUACGCCAUCAAAAACUCUUGUUCUGUGUGUUGCAGCGGCGCAUGACAGCACCCAGCAAUCUAACCAGUCCAGUAGCCAAGAGAAGUUAACACAGUUGCAGACAACAACAUUGGAGCUAACUGAUGGAUGGUACAGCAUACAUGCUAGUCUUGAUUCUGCUCUUCAACGAUUGGUCAAGACAGGGAAGCUAGUGAUUGGUCAGAAGAUUAUCAUCCAUGGUGCUGAGCUUAUUGGCUCGCAAGAUGCCUGCCCUCCCUUAGAGGCACCAUCAAGUCUGAGACUUAAGAUAUCAGCAAACUCAACUCGCAGGGCACGGUAUGACGCAAAGCUAGGAUAUCAGCGGCGCCCUCAAGCAUUCCCAGUACUGUUACCCUCAAUUUAUGCAGAUGGUGGCAUGGUUGGCUGCCUUGAUGUACUAGUAGUCAGAACCUACCCUUUAAUGUAUAUGGAGAAACUGACAGAGGGCGGUUGUGUUUUCCGCACAGAAAAGUCGGAGCGCAAGGCCGCAGCCGAUUACUCCAAGAAUCAUCAGAAGCGAUUAGAGGAAAUUUACGACAAGAUCCGGUCAAAGUUUGAAAAUACUUCCAUUGAGUCGAAGAGUGCAAAACGACGCAGAAGUCUUAAGCUAACAGGCAAAGAGAUUGCAAUGUUGCAGACGGGUGGGGAAAUACACGAUGCCGUAGAAACAGCAUUUGAUCCAAAUUCAAUAGAG
Molecule: messenger RNA, 9049 nt
Organism: Anneissia japonica
Lineage: Eukaryota; Metazoa; Echinodermata; Crinoidea; Comatulida; Comatulidae
Product: breast cancer type 2 susceptibility protein homolog
Biological process (GO): regulation of DNA-templated transcription; double-strand break repair via homologous recombination
Cellular component (GO): nucleus
Source: RefSeq, a predicted model, not a curated record